UUGAUGUUGUAAGGAUCUUAGCUAGAGGUUCCUAAAUGAAGCUAUUCGACAUCAAUUCAUGUUUCUAUACAAUCAUUCACUAGAUGUCGCUGUACACAAUUUUAUUCUAGAAGUAGGUAUGCGGUUUGCCUAGUUUUAGGCGAAAACCAUUUUAAAAUUAUUCAGAACUUUCGAGUUUUGGUUGUGUUAUUUUACCAUCACGAAGGAUGCAAUGUGUGAAUUUGGCUUUAUUUUGUUUUGAAAAUAGCUCAGUAAAUACGAAAACCUUAGAAGCAGCCCAGUUUAAAUUUACGCCAGUAGUAUGGGUUGUUUGAACUGUUGAAAGCACUCUGAAUAUGCCUAGAGGAUAUACUCAUUAGCAAAUCUUUGCAAAACUAUUCAGAUAGAACCCCCAACAUAGAGAGCAAUAGCAACACAAGCCUACGACGAAGCACUUCAUUAUAUUUAGGCACAGCAAAAUCAGCAAAAUCACAUUUGCUAGCAUUGCUUAAAAUAACGCGUUUACACGAAUGGCGUAAAAUUAGAUGAAAUAAAGAAGCGUACGAAUGCGUUUGUGGGGUGUUUGACGUUUGUCAAAAUCAUAUUUGUUUCAAUUUAUUUGUCAUUUCUCUCGCCAUGGUACAACCGUUUCUUCGGCUCAAGGCUGCUUUGCCCAACGGCUGCUGUCAAAUAGUUUCGUGUUGUUGGCCUGGCGGCAUUUAGAUAUUUUGCAAGCAAAACAUUUCAUCAAAAUGCCGAAAAAAUUGUACACGUUUUGCUGUCGAAUGUGUCUGCAUGAUGGUUCGGUCGAUCAACUGUUCGAUAUCUAUUCGGUGAAAGGAUUAGAUGAUAAACUACUGAGGGUAUUCAAUAUACAGAUUACCGCUCAAGAUAGUUGCACCACCAAUAUUUGUUUGACUUGUUUUCAAGAGACACUGACACUCGAGCAGCAAAUGCAGCAGUUCCAAAAGAAUAAAGAAACUGUUCUUAACAAUCAGCAGCGAUUGAAAAAGAAGGCUCAAGCAGCAACAAGUGAAUUACGUACUACAACACCACAUAGAACACAAACAGUAAAACGUAACCAAUCUGGGCAAACACAGAUUGCGCCAGCAGAAUCCGCGAGUAUCUUAAAAAAUAUCUUAAAGAAGAAUAUGCAAACUGCCAUAUUGCCUAACGGUAACAAAGAAUUAAAUGUUUCUUCGAAUGCAAGCACCGCGUCAGUUUUGGAUAAAACAAACAAGCGUAAGAAUAGGUCUGCAAAGGGAAAAGAUAAAAAUCCCCUUUCAGCCUCUCAGCCGUCUUCGAAAGUGUCCUCUAACGAAAAGAAGCCAUCGGAGCCAAGGACUCCAAAAUCCUGCAGCAAAAAUCCAAAAUCUUCUCCAGCUGCUAAUAUACAGCAGCCUACAGUUAAACCUGCAAUGCGUACAAAGGCUAAGGAUGGCAAUUUAGAAAAACAAUCUGUCUCGAAAAUUCAUCCGCUUGGUCCUACUAAUGGACAAAAUGCUGUUCAACAAACGCUGUCCACAAAUUCGGCAAUGGUUAAUACUGCAGAAUGUGCUACAACCGACACAAUCUCAAACAAUGCUGUACAGCUUCACGGCUUACAAAACAACGCGAUAAGUGCAAGUAAUAUUAUCCUGCAUCAAAAUACUGAUACUAUUAAUUCAAUUCUGAGUAAUACUAACAAAACUGUUUCGAAUGUGGUCCAAACGGUUCAAAGUAUUAAACAAAAUAUACCCGUUCAUGUGAUUGACAUUCAACGAACAACGCAAGAAACGAAUCAGCAGCCACAAUCCUUGGAACAGGUUGCGGUUGCGGAAAACUCAUCGUUGACUCCAAAGGGUCCAGUAAAUGUGCCUGUCACAAUUCUGCCAAAACCCGGAAUACUUGUUAAUACAUCAGGUGUGAAGAUUGUGCCUUUGCUGAGAGUCAAUAGUACAGAUAUUUUGCAGCCAUUGCAAGGUGGACUGUGUUCGAUACCUUUGGCUAACAUAUCAACCUCAAUCGUUCCUCAAGAAUCUCGAGCUGUUGGUACCGCAUCGACGGUAAUUCAUACGGGAACAAGAAGCAGCCCUGCGGCGACAGAAGGCCAACAGUUAGCAACAACAACUAAUACACAACACAAUUCUAUUGCACUGGCUCAUAGCAGUUCCUCUGCACUGGCACAAAACAGUUCCUCUGCACUGGCACAAAACAGUUCUACUGCACUGGCACAAAACAGUUCUACUGCACUGGCACAAAACAGUUCUACUGCACUGGCACAAAACAGUUCUACUGCACUCACUACAGUUAGCCUAUCAAACGAAAGCAGAGAAAGUGUAAUCAACCAUACAACAUCUCCCGGUGCCAUCAAAAAACGUCGCCACAGUACCUUCAUUCGAGUAUCGUCCAAUUUAUUUGAUGAACCUGCGGAAAAAGCACAAUUUGCAAUGCUGAAUAGUAAUCAAUUCGUGCGCAACAUUGAAUCUCUAACCAAUGUACCACCAAUGGCCACCAUUCCGCGUUUACCAGUACUUCCACAAGGCCAUAGAGUGCAGAUAGUUAGUAACCCCCAGAUAAUGAUGCCGUUCAAUUCCGCUAACGUUGAUACCAUGAACCAACGGCCACUAUUCCCAACGACUUCUCAAAAUAACAAUUUAAGGCAACCGAUCGCCAGCAACUUCGGAAUCAAUUAUGGCACGAAAUUCCUACCAAGAGCAGUAAACACAACAACUUUUGUUCAAUCACCAUUUACAUCUACUACGUCAACUCAACAGAGUAGUGCAGUGGUUAACAGCAGCAUUGGCAGCUACUACUCUAGGUACAUGCCUAACAGUCAGCUCAGUAGUAAUAUUGUUGCGAAUAGAAAUAAUGUGUUCGUAUCUUCACCCAGUACUUCGACUCUGCAACGUGCUUGCUUCAAAUGCAACCUUUGCUGCUCAUAUUAUCUGUUAGAAUCGAAUUUAGUAAUACAUUUACGCAGAAUACAUCAGUUGGAAAAAAGCGACCAGACAUGUUCGACAGUUAACGAUCCCGAAAUUGUCAAAAGGUUGGUUGCCCGCACUCGGCGCAAAUCCAUCGCUGAUCCGCUACUGCUAAAUAAUAAUCGUACGUAAAUAAAAUGAUUUGAGAAAUUCUUGAUUUAUCUCGAAGACAGAAUUGAUGUAAUGAAUUGCAUUCGUAAAUGAAAAUCUUGUUACUACUUUAAUAUAAGAACUUUAUUCCACAUUUAACAUUCACCAAUGCAAAACAUGCGAAGUGUUGAUAUUCUCACGUCUUACAAAUGAGAAAAACAAAAGGUUUACGAUAUGUCUAAAUUAACUGCAAAAACAAUAUAAUGGCAGAUACAUAUAUAUGGACAUAAUACAAUAGCGUUGAACAUCAGAUUGGAAUUAGUUUCAUAAAGUUUGCUUUUGGUUUUGGGAAUAAUUUGAAUUAUUGUUACCUUGUACAAUCAAAACUAAAAUAGUUGCAUAUGGAAGCAGCAAACUCAUUAUCAAACGAAAUGCAGUAGCUACAGUGUAGCUCUCAUUUUUAUACUAAUUAUGCAUAAACAAAAAAAACUAAAACUUCUAAACCAGCAAAAGCUUAAAGGACGUAAGUGGUGCCUCCCAAGUGCCUUCAAGACUAAGCGGCAUUGCGUGGUGGACCGUAAAAUGAAGAACGGCGCGUUAUGUUGUUAAUGACUUUGAACUAUGAUUUUGUACGGCGAGUUAUAUGGACGUGAUUGUAGGUUUCUAGGGUACUAGUUUACCGUUAAAGGGCUUUAGUUCUGGAUGGUUAUUGGUGUUACCAAAAAACCUUGUUCCGGAAGGUAUCAUACCGUGUAACAUGCAACCCGUUUUAAUAAAUUUACUUCAUUUUUAUGUACUUUAAUUUCGUGUAUGUGUUUCCUUCCUUCUGGUCGAUCACACAAAUCGGAUCAGAAUAAAACUAUAUUCUUAUACUAUAUAUUCAUGAUGAUAAUAGUGCCUAAGCUAAUUUACUGUUCUCAGUUGUCUGGUAAACGACACACGAAUGAUUCAAAAAUUCAAAUAAAAAAAACUGUGUUUAUUUGUGAAUAGCUUAGCUAAUUGCAAUAUUCAUUGCAAUCUAUUCCACAUCAAAAGUGUUUUAAAUCCUAUAAAGAAUAUGCAAAAAUAUUCCUUUGCAACAAGAAUUUCCUGCAUGUGUCGAGCUACAAAUUGAUCAUAUUUUGCCUCGGAUGAUCGUGGCUGAACGGUAUGUAAGUUAGAGGUCUGCUUUUUACACGUUUUCAAAAAACAAGUAGUGUAUUAACUAAACUUCAAAAAUGUUAACGUCCGUGACAAAAAGAAAACAAACCCAAAACCAAAUGCACGAGAGAGCUGACGAGAUCAACAGCAAUGCUCGCUCAAAAUAUCAACACCCGAUGCAAGUAGAAGGGAGAAGCAACAAUAUUCACUACACCGUGGAGGGGACUCGGAACUUUAGGUUUAGUCGGGCCUGAGUAGGUUUAGGCCGUUUUCGUGCACGAUCGUUGAUUUUAAUUCAAGCCAUUGCGGCGUGAGGACAUGAGUCGGUGUUUUCGAUAAGUUAACCAAACCAGUGCAAUCUUUGAAACUGUGUCAGCGUGGUGAAAUGUGAUGGAAAAUUGUUGAAAAUCGAAUCAAAUGUGUAUAACAUGGUGUUCGUAAUUUUACGACACAGGUGUAUUAUACAGCAGCACGGUUACUGCAUCCGGUGAAAGGAUUGGUUGGCGUGUGAAACCUAAACGUGUGAAAGAAAUCCAACCGAAUCCUUUGCACAAGAUUGACAUCGAAGAUAGAAGGAUUUACAAAGAAGUGGUAGAAGUUAAAAAGAAGUUUUUUUUUUGAAUUUUUGGCUGGUUGCAGUGCUCGAGUCCACAAAUCCAGCGGAACGGCCAUUAAAGGGGCUGUUUGGGAUUCAUAGAUGCGAUGAAGUGGAACAACCGUAAAAUAACGACAUUGUUGUCGUUAUUUAUCAUCACUAGUUUAUGGACGUUAAGCGAGGCGUACCGGGGAUCCGUCCGAUUUACAUCUCGAUCCGAGCACGUGGAACCAGACAAUGCACAUGAACUGCCAUCAAAUUCCGAUGACGAACAACCCGUUACACUUUCAAACAGUCGUUUUGUUCGAAGGCGUUCUACAUCAACAACAACUACCUUACCUCUGGAUUCAUAUACGAAAGCGUAUGGCAAGGAAAAGCGACGAGGUUUUAGAGAUGGACCAACUUCAUCUAGAACCAGCAUCGAGAUUGCAGAUGAACACGAAGCGAAUAAUCGUGCAACCGUUCCGAAUCGACGAACGAAACAAAAUAGUGCUUUCUCGUUGCGAACGGAAAUCAUUGCACAGAACGCGUUUGAAAGACGUAUUGAUAACGAUAAAGAGCAAAUUCUAACAAAUGCGUUAGAGCCUGCAAAAAAAGAGAAUCCUUCUUCGCAGCGGCGUCGAUCCAAGAGCAGAAAUUUGGACCAAGAACCUAUAUCUGCGAUUGCGAAUAGCGGUGCUGUAAACGACCGGGUAGCGAAAAGAGUCAACCCAUUAACAACAUUAAGCCCGAACCUUUCAAAUGAAGUGAGAGAAGAAUUAAAAGGGUCGGCUCAACGUUUUACCUCACGAGGCGCAACCAAAGGGUCGAAUCUUGUUGCAUCACACAAGCGUGAAGAGGGCUCUUCGGAGGAAAACUAUCCAGAACAGUUUAAGAAGCUAUUGAAAGCGCAGCUUAAUGAUGAUAAAUUGAAGACAGCGUACGUGAAAAAUUUGGAAAGCACAACCAAGAAAAAUGUACAUGUUGUGCCCGAACGAAGGAAAAUUCAAUCUGUACCAUCAACUACGGAAGCCACUGUGACUGCUAACAAAUCUAAUCAAGCUGCUACUCGACGCGUGGAACUGUCGAGGGAAGCCGUCACGAAAGAAAACAAAUUUCAACAUCGAACUGUAGCGCCAAAGGCCAGAGAACAAACGCAUAGAAGAAGUUCGCAGUUUUCAGAAACAAACAAUACAUCUUCCGAAACCGUUCUACAAUCGUUGCGUACCACUAAGAAAAGCACCUCGUCAGAAUCGUCCUCGGAGCAGCUUCUUUCGGUGCGGCAGCUCAGCAUACGCACGCGGUACAGCGAAAGAAAUGAGCAGACUUCGAACGAAAGAUUAAGCACUCCCGACAAGACAUCCGUAGAAGUUGCGGAUGAAAAGCCAACCAAAUCGCAUGUCCGACCGGCAAUCGAAGCUAGGAAGCGGCUUACAAAUCCAAUCGAACGUCAGUCCCGUGGCAAUGUGAAGGUGUUAAGUACGACUACUCCAGGACCAACGACUACGGUGAAAUUGAUCACGCCCAGGCCCGUUCGGACGUACACGCGAAAACAGAACACAUUGAGUUAUCUUACUUCGACUACUACCGAGGCAACGACUACAACUAGAAAACCGUUCUCACCUGCACCAAGGUCCGGAUCCUUGGCACAACGUAAGCCAUUAGUAGCGUCAGUUGAACAGAGUGCGUUAAGAACCAGCACCGAAAGAAGCUCUACGGUGUGGCGAUCGCACACCAGGAAGCAACCGCCAGACGAGUUUACAAAUGAUUUAGUCAACUCGCGUGAAGCAACCCAAUCGGCAGUAAACGAUAUUGAAGAAGGACCUCAACAAAUCUCACUUCUAUACACAAACCCGGUGGAAUAUCUGAGAAGAAGACAAAAUUCAACCAAAACAACAAAGAGUUCUGUUAUCAAAACCACAACAACAACUUCUUCAGCAAGAUCAAAUGAAAGCUUUACAAAGGCACCAAUAAGGCAUCAUUCGCGGAAAUCUUCACUAACUACAAGGCCAACAGUUUCCAGCAGCAGCAACGCCAAUAUUGGGUUCAAACGGCCCCCAUCUUUUUCAUCCAUUCGGUCAAAUAAAAAACCUGCCGUAUACACGCCAACGAUUCCAACAUUUACGACGCUAUCGACGGUAAAGGUUAUCCCCGAUGGUCAAAUUAUGCAAAAGCCUGCUAACUUCAGCACAAAACUGCCAAGCCGCAUCGCUAGCCUAUCUUCCUACUCCACCACCGCUGCACUAGCUAACGAAAUCGAUAUCUAUGAUGAUGAUCACAGAGCCGCGAUCGAAUCAACCGAUCAGUAUGAUAGGGAAGACGCCGAAGAAUACGUCGAAAACGAACUCCAGUUGGAGGAAGCCCAACGAAAGGUGUUAUCACAUCAUCAGGAUCCUAACGUGGCUAUCGCAAGUGGAGAGAAACGAUCCGGAGGCACCGAAAAACAGAUCGCUCCAGUUUCGUCUGGCUUGACCCAGAGCCAUAUCGACAUUGACACACCGAGCCAUCGGGUCCAGGACGUGCCGUCCGCCGUGACCGUGUCAAUAUUCAGCGCUCUGUCCGAGAUCCUUUCGCAACCUACCGAAAGUUUACAAUUUUUGUCCUCCAGCACUGAUGCACCAACCUCUACGUCUGCAUCUACAACAAGCACCACUUCAACUUCUACCACCACAACCACCACAACCACCACCACUACCACCACCACUACUACCACUACGACUAUAUCUCCGCCUCCUCAAUCACCAGAACCGUCUUUAUUUUCUAGCAAAUCCAACGACAAGGUACUGGAAAUGGUGGGCAACAGUUCUGCCUUUGCUUCCAACGUACUGCCUGUGAGCGCGGGCGAUACGUUUGUACAUACUGCUAGCUAUCAGGAAUCUACCGAUAACCCGAAUGUAAAUAAAACAGAUCUAACCAUUGCAAGCACACGGAUCGCGGAGGGGAAUGUGACGAUUAGGCAAAACUCGUUAGCAAGUUCUGGAGAGACUGCAUCGACACAGGCUACGCCAUUGUGGACACAACUAUACGAGCAGGAAGAAACGAACAGUCACGACUGCGUCCUGUGUGCAGAAAAUGAUAUCGAAAAUAGAAUUCUCACGGAUGCAUUCCCUUCUGUUGAGGAAAGAUCGAUUGGCAGUACGAUUAGUGAUUCGUUUCUUCCUACCGUUCCCGCUGUAUCCAGCUCUUCGUCCGACGCCCGUGUCCUUAAGGAUACCGCUGAUGCUGAUGUUGUUCCUUUAUCCAUUACACAGAAACCGUUAGUGCCUGCAGCAGAAACGGAAGCGAUGGAGACUGCGACACCGACACCGACUACCACACUGCUCACUACUACUCAUGUGACUGAAGAACGGGACCACCUCACCGAAAUGACUACCAUCAUUCCAAUCUAUAGUGCCCCAUCAGUGGACAUGCUUCCUAGUACCGCCACUACCAUCACCGCUGUAGACCACUUUGAAUCCGUGUUUACUGUAACAGCUUCAAAUAACGAUGCCUUACUAAUAGAGGGUGCUUCAUCGACGGUGCAUCCGUUUUCGCCACAAUUCGCUUCAGAACCCCUUACUACUCCUCACUACGAACAUACAACUCAAACACAAUCUCAGACUGUCAAUCCCCACGAUAAAAUCAGUGCUCUUGAACAGACAACUUCAACAAUGUCACCCUACAUUACCCAGUUUACUGAAGUUAGCGACUUGAUGGAUACUAGUACCAUUUUGUCAAGUGUCAAAAUUGGAACCGAAUCGUCAGAUGAAUCCGUUCUCCCUGCUUCGACAACCAUUGCUUACACUAACCAUAAUUCCACAUCCGGCAACAGUAGCAAUGCCAUAGUAGAUCCACGCCAACUGUCAGCGACUAGUCCACCCGACCAGGCCACUGAACGGCCUGCCAAGAUAAUGAACAGUACACCAUUCAUCAUCACUCCCAUCACCCCAAUUGCUUCCACCACUGGUUCGCAACAGACGAGCUUCACCGCAUACGUUACGUCACCACCAAUGACCGUAAGUAAGACACCUCACUCUUUCCCAUCUGUUUCCGAUGUCACCACUCGCCCAUCUUCUUCCGAUCUGCUGGCUCGGCUCGGUUUUGCCAAAUCUCUCGAAACUACCACCGACGAGUACCGAUCGAGAUUCAAAACGCGCAUACCAGUCUUGCCAAUUGGCUUCCAUGAUCCUGCCCCUGUCUUGAGGGCGGACUCUUCUUUCAAUCGAUCUUCGCUUUCGUUUACGACUCUGACACUAUCGAGCACAACUGAUACUGUCAAGGCUGAACCGAUUCGUUCCACUGUUCCCGUGACGUCCACAACCGCAAUUCCUGCGGUGAGCACAACCGGUUAUCCCACGGUCAGCAAACGAUCCCGCGGGAUUGUCGUGUAUGGCAUACUGCCGAACAAUACCGUUGUUCGGCGGGUGAUUGGUGGAGAAGAUGAGCAUGUCCACACAACGACAGAGAACGUGCGGGUCGUGUAUGGGAUAUUUCCGAAUGGUACGGUGGUGAAACGCUAUCCGAACGGUACGAUCGUGCCCGAGGUCAAGCGCCAUAGUCCCGUGGAAGUUACCAACAUCGAUCCGCGUGAGCUACGCAACCCGAACAGUCUCAUCUAUCGCACAUCAGAAAUUCCGCCACUAUUACAGUCGUUGGGUGUCGCUCCACCAGCCACUAGCACCACAGCCUCUACUAGCACUACUAUAACCACCAAGCCAACUGACAGCACGGCAUCCACUACAGAGAGUACUGUUGUCUAUAGUACUACUGCUCUACCUUCUAGUAUCACUUUUUCCACCACAAUGAACCAACCCACGGGUACGACAACUAUUAUAGAAAUAUUGCGCAAGUACAACGAAGCGAACCAGUUGGAUGCUAAGGUGAAAUCGGAUAAUGUCUUUAGCCUAACAGGGGGCAAGACAAAAUCAACGAACAAAACGAAUAUUACUGGUACUACGACACAAGUUUCUUCGGUGGAAAGUUCCAAUACUGGCAACAGAGUUCAUGAAGAUGUCAGAGUCUCACGACCAAAUUCACCCGACUUAGUGUAUCGAUGGAAACCGAUCAUAACAUCAAGCACAAGUACGAACGAUAACGAAUUGAUUCCUACAACGAGUGAGCCAAAGACCACAACGGCAUCAGCUACACCGAGUGUGUCCGAGAAUACCGUACCAGAUAUGAUGGGAGUUGGUAAAGGAAAUUUUGGUUCGGUAGGAUUCGGUUUAGAUAGUGGUGAGGAGCCAUUUCCUAUAAGCAACAGUUCGGAAGAACCAUCCGCUACGAUAAACCGGAAGAAGAGUGGCGUCAUAAGUGUUAGAAACGAAAAUACCGGGUCGCCUAAUUCGGAGAUUAACCUAUUUUCAACAUCAAGCGUACCUACCGUGGAUGACACUACCAUAUCAACCACCGGGAGGGUAAUUAUAGCAUCAAUUGUUGAAAGUACAAUGCCUUUUGAACGGCCUACAAGCACAACGCCUUCAACCACUACUAGACCAACCACUCCCUGGACAACGAUUGUUAGCACAACUCCUAGCACUACGAGCACUUUGAGCACAACAAGCACAAAGGCGUCUACAUCUACCAGCACGAUGGUUCCAACUACAAGCAAAAGUACGUUACGCAAAUCGACAGCAACUGUUUAUCCUGCUACCACACAAAGAACACGUACAACAACAUUCUCCGAUGCGGAUGAUUUAGCAUUCUUGCGUCAACUAGCAAGAUUCCUGAACGGAGGGCAGUCACCAAGUAACAAUGGAAGAAAAACUACAAAAAAACCUACCACUACUUCAACUACUACCACUACCACCACUACUACUCCGAAACCUACUACGACUACAACAACGUCGACUACUACUACUACUAGCACAACUACAACGACUACUACGCCCAGCCCAACAACAACGCCGAGUUUAAGCACCGUCAUCAUUGAUAAGGAUGAUCCAGCCUUUCUAAACGAUGUGCGUAAAUUGCCCAACUUUGCAACACCAAAUCCCCUCGUCGAUACACCGCUGGCUAAUAGAAUACUUCAGCUAGCAAUACAAAGAGAUCCCAAGAGCAUCGCACGAUUACCCUUGAAAACUGGGAAUGAGUUUCCAUCGUACGAAAAGCCACGCACCGAGAGUCAGCCGAAAGAAAUCUCUAAAGCGACUACCCUGUCUCCGGAGGAAAUAGAGAAAACGAAAAAGCAGCUGGAUCGGGAGGUACAGCAGUACAACAAUGAUUUGAAACUUCUUUCGAAUCUACUGGGAAGACCCAUUACCGAGAAAGAUAUUCCGAGUCUUACCAAGCAGCUUGGAACAGGUGGCUCCGGACCAUUGUUCGCAAAUACUGGACUAUCGGCGACGAGAACGACGACAACGACGACAACAACGAGCACAACGCACCGGCCAACCUCAACAGCAGACGGUGAGCUGUUGAAGCAGCUGCUUCUCACGCAACAACAGCAACACAAUAGCAGCCCAGCAGUUAUUGAGCGACCAGAGUUUUACGGUAAAACUAAUGAAGCAAUUUUGGCAGCCGUACUGAAGCAGCGUGGCAUAGGACCGUCAAAUACGAACGGAAAUAUUGAGGACAUUUUGGCGCAAAUAUCGCCUGGCGCUCGGACGUCUACUUUACCUCCGAUAGUUAUCACAACACCGCGGCCCACACCGAGACGCGUUCGUCCCCCACAACCACCGCCAUUACGAUCACAAAGCCCAAUUCUGGACGGCUUGAGUUGGUUGUGGCGUGAAUGGCAAGCGACAGCUCCACAGCCACGUAAUCGAGUUCCUGCUUCUGGAAGUAGUGCCGCCACCAGUGUCCGAACGGGAACGUUUGGACUGAGUGGUGGUGGUGGUGGUGGUGUUGGAGGUGGUGGUGGGGGUGGCGCUGGUGGAGGAAGAACAGCGUCUCUAGCACAAUCGUACGGAGAUGAGGGACUAGACCCGGAUGCGAAACCAAUCAACCCCAGCGUCACUGAAGAACCACCAUCGUUGUUUGGCGGGUUUGGCAUCAAUCCCGGAGGACAACUGUUGAAUGCAGCGAUCGGUGUGACUCGUGCUGUAUCACAGUUCCUAGGCGUAGCGCUACAGGGAGCAGCCAAAUCGUUUACUUCCGCGUUUCGCCCACCACCAGUCGCUAGUGAACCUGCGGACGACCUGAGCUACUACCGUUUCAGUGGUAGAUAAUGAUUCAGAUGGUUUACAAAGAAUUCUGCGCUUCGCAUCGCAACUUUCUAGACAGCAGAGAUCGAUACCGCGAAUAACGAUAGCGUUUUAGCAGAUUCUUGGCGCAGAUCUUGCCGUACCGUUGCCGUUUGGUGUAAAUAACUUUCCGUUGCGGAACUAAAAAUUUAAUUAGUAGCAGUAUCUGAAUGAAACCGUUUUUUCUGAUAUCAAUUCAAUUAACAUACGGUAACUGUAAGUCGUGUACCUCAAUAAUUUCAGGUUAGAAGAGUCAAUAGAUUAAAGAACCUUGAAUAGCUUAUGGUUGAUAAUUUUCGCACUAAGUCGGUAAACUGUCUAGUAAUAGUCUUGGGCGGGUGUAAUGGAAAACAUGGUUAUAGAUGAGAGAAAUGAACCCUUGUGAGCUCAUAAUUGAUAAGACUGUAUCGUGUGAAAAUUUAGUUACUUGUUCGCUGUGUGUAUUUUCUAUUUAUUUUACUUUCUCAGGAGGACGCGCUAAGAUUGUUGAAAUCGUUAUGCUGAACAUGCUGAAAUGAACCUUAGACAAUUCAACAAGGAUAGGAUAGAAUACAUAAAUCGAUUCGUAGGAGUAUUGAAACAAACUUGCUGUGGCUGAAAUUGGCCCGAGAAACAGAACUGUUUGUUGGAAAAAAGCAAAAUUGCUCAAGAUUUCUCAGUUUGUUGUUGGAAAAGCUUUCACAAGUAAAACAAAUGGGGACAUUACGUAGCGUAAAAGGUGAUUGUGUGCCAUUUCCGUGCAGCUUCGGAGACGGCAUUGCUAGGUAAUUGAAUUAAAUUCGAUGGGCUCUCUACACCAGCUGUAAUUUUAUAUGUAAAUUAUAGGGAAGCAGCGUCUUUUUCAAUGAAAAGCGUAAAACUAGCAAAGGCACACUGAAACAAUUUGUACAUACAUAUGGACAUAAUAAAUAUAUAUUUUACAUGUAUUGCCUA
This is a messenger RNA of Anopheles funestus (African malaria mosquito), 12839 nucleotides long. RefSeq names its product mucin-5AC-like. NCBI's taxonomy places the organism in Eukaryota, Metazoa, Arthropoda, Insecta, Diptera, Culicidae. Bases 4875 to 11891 code for a protein of 2338 amino acids. The transcript is spliced from 13 exons. The record is from RefSeq and is a predicted model, not a curated record.